This is a messenger RNA of Triplophysa dalaica, 3065 nucleotides long. RefSeq names its product Enah/Vasp-like a (gene evla). Bases 381 to 2321 code for a protein of 646 amino acids. Gene Ontology annotation, biological process: actin polymerization or depolymerization; protein homotetramerization; positive regulation of actin filament polymerization. The transcript has 14 exons. The record is from RefSeq and is a predicted model, not a curated record. NCBI's taxonomy places the organism in Eukaryota, Metazoa, Chordata, Actinopteri, Cypriniformes, Nemacheilidae. Gene Ontology annotation, cellular component: cytoskeleton. Gene Ontology annotation, molecular function: actin binding; SH3 domain binding; profilin binding.
UGUCAUAACACGGAGGAAAAUGGCAACUCCAGUGCGCGUUUGCAGUCCGCAAUUCAGAUCGAUGUAAUAGGCGCGACCAUGAGCUGAACAUGGACCAUGUUUUAUUCUGCUGUGAUGACAUAGCGCGAUAUGCUGUAGACGUUUAGAGACAUCUGCAUUGCUUCUUAUCCGCGGACCGGCUGUGCAUCGCUGGAUGAGCAGUGUAACGUUCAAGCUGACCAUUGUUAUACGGAAUACUACACGUGUAGCGUUAUAUACACGCAAAAAAUAGAUAUUUAUGCGCAGAUAGCUUCACACUAAGCGGUGGCUUUCUUCGUUUUCUUUUCUUCUUUUUAAAAUUAUUUAUUACGUUUGUAUAUUCGUGAGGACAUCAUCGGAAAAUGAGUGAACAGAGUAUUUGUCAAGCCCGAGCCUCGGUGAUGAUCUAUGAUGACACCAGCAAAAAAUGGGUGCCAGUCAAACCGGGCCAGCAAGGCUUCAGCCGCAUCAACAUCUACCACAACACUGUCAACAACAGCUUCCGUGUUGUGGGAGUCAAACUACAGGACCAGCAGGUUGUUAUAAACUACUCUAUUGUGAAAGGUCUGAAGUAUAAUCAGGCCACGCCAACUUUUCACCAGUGGCGUGAUGCACGGCAGGUUUAUGGGCUGAACUUUGCCAGCAAAGAAGAGGCCACCACCUUCUCAACAGCCAUGCUCUUUGCUCUCAAUAUACUGAGCUCUCAGGAUGCAGGUCCAGCGCCACAUCGUCAGAAUGGACCAGUGACGGAUGAUGCUGAGGCUCAGAGGAGGCAAAUGAUGGACCAGCAUCAGAUGCAGAUGGAAAGAGAACGAAGAACUUCUGGCUCUGCAGUCUCCACCCUUCAGUUUAAAGUGUCACCAUCUGCAUCUCACGCCGAAAGCAUACCGCAUGACCCCAGACAAUAUCGGGCUAACACUCUCCCCCCUUCCUACGCUCACGCUAUCCCCGCCACACCUUCCUCGUACACCUCCCCGUCCUCCUCUCAGGAACGGGAGAGUGGCUAUCGCACGGUGGACUCCCCUCAUAAAAAGGCCCAGCUUACCACUUCUCUGGCUUCUGCCUUUUCUCCCGUGCAGCCGGGAGUGACUCCUCCACCACGCAACGUCAAACAAAUUCCUCUUUCCCCUCCGUCUACCUUCCACCACCAGGAUUCUGCUCCCAAACAUGCCACUUGGUCCUCCACCCACAUGUAUGCCCCUUUGCCUUCCGCCUCGGCCCCUGUAAUAAUGGCGGUGCCCUUUAAGCAGCCAGUUCUUCCUGUCGCCCUGCCCCUCCAGGCCCUCAACAACGGUCCUAUAGCAUCCACUAACACAUCCCACUUGGAACCUGUGACACACCAUCCGCCUUCCAAUGGUCAGCCAGAGGAAUACUACCCUUACCAAACUCCUCCCACGCAAGUCAUCUCAGGAGCUCCACACCACCCACACUAUUCCAUACAGGAGUCGUCCUGCCCCCUACCCUCUCUCAUUGGCCACAACUCCCUCCACCCGCAAUAUGUACAUCAGGCCACGCCCUCAUAUGACACCACACCCGUUUUGUCUGAAGGGGCCACGCCCAAGAUGUCUCCUUCACCUGUUUAUCAGAAUACCACAGCACCUGUCAGCGGUCCUCCUCUUCCACCCGGCCAUCCUUCAAUGCUAUCAUCCAUCCCUCCCAUUCUCCCCCCUACCCCAGCAUCCAUUGCAGGUCCACCAGCCCCUCCGCCACCUCCUGGGCCUCCACCUCCUGGUCCUCCACCACCUGGGCCACCACUACCCGGGCCUCCCCCGCCUGCCACAGUACCCCCGCCAGCCCCACCUCCACUGCCGGCUUGUGGAGGUCCUACUCCAUCAGGACUGGCUGCAGCUCUCGCUGGAGCCAAGCUGCGCAGAGUGCAGCGGCCUGAGGAGAGCAGCAGCAAAAAUGAUGCUAACCGCUCAAGUGGGGGCAGUGGAGGAGGGGGUGAGGGUCUCAUGCAGGAGAUGCAUGCCAUUUUAGCACGGAGGAGGAAGGCCUCAGAGAAACCAGAAGAGAGUCAAAACGAAGAAUCCGGUGGUUCCCCUUCAUCUGCCUCACGUGGUUCAGGCCCACAAAAUUCAGCAGAUCCCGUGAAGAAGCCUUGGGAGCGAGCGAACUCUUCAGAGAAGUCCUCAGCAUUGUCAAGGGCGAAACAAGCUGGAAGCACCAGUGACGGGGAGUCGUCGGACUUUGACAGAAUGAAACAGGAAAUUUUGGAGGAGGUUGUUCGAGAACUGCAGAAAGUAAAAGAAGAAAUAAUUGAUGCCAUUAGAAGGGAACUGCUAAGAAUCGGUUCCACAUAAGUCUUCUGAAAUGUCAAUUGCGACGGCUGAUGACGACUGAAGGUUCGAGGAAGUACAGAAAAGCGCACAUGAAGAAUUCUCGCAUCAUGUCUGCAACAGAAAAGUUGCCAUUCGGUUGCAGAAAUGCUGUGCAGAAACGAGGCAUUACUGAGGAAGGGGGAAACAGAAGCAUAAGGGGUUCGAGUGAGUGAACGAGCAGACCUUCACACUGAAUUUUCUAUUUUCUUCGGAAUGAACGUUAUGAGACUGUCCACUGCGCAGCUUGCUGCUCUCGCUCUUUCAUGUCUUAAAGUCAACAAGUUGGAAAUUAAUGGAAAUAUUUUUGUUUUAUAAGUUUAUACGGUUUUAUUUUUUUCUUGGUCAUUGUUAUUAUGGUUAAGAAUUGUAUUAUAUUAAAUGGGAGAGGUACAAAGUUGCACGACAGUUAUUUUUUAUAUUACUGUUCUUAUUCUUUGGUUUUAACAAGUACGGAUGGCACGCAUUUGUGCUAAACUUUCAGCAAACUACUGCACAAUUAAACCAGUUUCUGAUUUGUUUUGUGGCCAAUGCAGAAAUUUAGUGGACAUUUUAACUUAAUUUGAAGGUAAGAUGAGAUGGAGACAACACAAAAAGUAUUUGGUAAAUCUUACAAUGUAUCCUGAUUUUAAAAGCUGGCAGAUGUUGACGUGAUGAACUCAGUAAUGGAUUAAACUGUGAACAUUGAAUCUGUCCAAUGAGUGUGAAACUGAUGAUGGAAUUAAAAAG